Messenger RNA from Erpetoichthys calabaricus (reedfish), 1890 nucleotides. Its product is annotated as olfactory receptor 24-like. The record is from RefSeq and is a predicted model, not a curated record. Gene Ontology annotation, biological process: G protein-coupled receptor signaling pathway. Gene Ontology annotation, cellular component: membrane. The transcript has 3 exons. Gene Ontology annotation, molecular function: G protein-coupled receptor activity; olfactory receptor activity. Lineage: Eukaryota; Metazoa; Chordata; Cladistia; Polypteriformes; Polypteridae. The coding region runs from base 283 to 1206 and encodes 307 amino acids.
UAUUCCUUAGUGUUACCUAGACUGCAGAAGAUAAAAAGUAGGAAAUCUGUUAUAUAGAUCUGAUUAAAUAAUGCGAUUGAUUGAUUGUCAUAUAACAUUAUAACUGUUCAAAGACUAAGAUGAAAUAUCACUAGAGCAUGAAGAGCAAAGGAAUUCUGUGCAUCAGGGAAGACAUACCUGAAGUAUUGUGAGUGCUGACGGGAGCUACAAGGGUGCUCUGUCUUGUCUACGAGACACAAAUCUCCUGAAAUUCCAUUGAUCAGGGCAAGAGACACUCCAAGCAUGAACCAAACCUCAACAUCCGUGUCCGAGUUUGUCCUGCUUUGUACAGUGGACUCCCAGAAGAAAAGCUAUGCAGUUGCUAUCCUCAUUAUGGUCUACUUGGUGACUCUGCUUGGAAAUUUCCUGGUAAUUCUGGUCAUAGCCAUGAAUUCUCAGUUGCAGAAGCCCAUGUUUGUUGGCAUUGCGGCAUUAGCGGUAAUUGACCUAAUUGGCAGCACAAAUAUCAUUCCCCAGCUAAUCACCAUUCUUUCAGGCUGGGCGGCUAUUCCCUAUGGAGCUUGUUUGCUUCAGAUGUUUUUAGUGUUAUACUUAGGGGGGGCACAAUCCUAUCUCUUGGCUUUCAUGGCUUGUGACCGCUAUGUAGCAGUUGUCCAUCCUCUACGGUAUUCUACAAUUAUUACAAAAAGAACCAUCUUGGUUGCUGGCCUGUUCUUAAAUAUUGUUCCAGCUGCUUUUGUUUUAACAGAUUUAAUUUUUAUCACUGAGCUUUCAUUUUGUGGCACUAAUACUAUAAACUAUUGUUUUUGUGAGUAUAUAUCACUAGUUAAAAUAGCCUGCAAUGAAAAUCCUAAGUACUUUGUCAUUUUGUCAGCCGCUUCCUUUGUGUUUGGUAUUUGUCCAUUUGCAUUUAUUUUACUUUCCUAUGCAAUGAUUGCUUAUGCUGCUCUGAAGAUCCCAUCUACUGAUGGAAAAAGGAAGACAUUUAAUACGGUAACCACCCACCUGCUGGUGGUGGGACUAUCCAAUAUUCCACUUUUAAUCUCCACUAUGUUAACUGGAAUCGGAGUGAAGCUGUCCAUCGAAGAGAACAACGCCAUGAUCAUUGUAGCAAUUAUCGUGCCGCCAAUGUUCAACCCCAUAAUAUACAGCUUCAGAAACAAGGAGAUACGAAGCAGCAUCAAGAAACUUUUUAAAAGAACAUAAAAUAUGCCACACAUUCGGUAGACUUCAGAUUUAUUUGAUGUUUAAUGCUCAGUGAGAUGAUAAUGCUGUGUUUUACUGGUAUAUUUAUCACUAAUGUCAAUAGAAUACAUGGAACAAAGCGACAGCAAACAAGUGUCAUUGAAUAUUUUGUAAUUUCUUGGAAUAUGUUUUUACUUGUUUAAUGUUCCUAUGACAUAAAUACAGUAUAAUAAAAUGGUUGAAUCUGAAGCUCGCCUGUAGAUAAACUGAAGACAUCGUAUUAUCUAUCUCAAGAGCAAGGCCUCAUCCUGACCAGAACAAGAAACAGACCAACAUUGGAGACCCCCGACUAAAGUAUUAUGUGCUCUUCUGCUAGCAUUCUUCUGUUUUAUUUUUUUGAGAGAGUUUAAAAUAGAAUUAGAAAGCAAGCUGAAUUAAUCUUUCUGUUCGUGCUAUAUUUUCUUUGUAUUAAUAUGGUAAAUGAGAUUUACUACUUUGAUGAACAGUAGGGCUGCAAUUCAUACAAAUCAGGAGUGGUCUCCCCUAGACCAUAUAUUCUCGUAUACUCAGAUAUGGGGAUGGAUAUUUGAGGAGUAAACCGCAAGACAAUGAUUAUGUUUUUCUAUUAUGUACAUUAAAGAACCAUCAAUGACAAAUCAAGUCAAAUUAAUAAUAUAUUGAACAAUUCUUAUAAAAGUAAAGUUG